This is a messenger RNA of Cordyceps fumosorosea ARSEF 2679, 1326 nucleotides long. RefSeq names its product PHD finger domain protein. Bases 1 to 1326 code for a protein of 441 amino acids. The transcript has a single exon. Gene Ontology annotation, biological process: regulation of DNA-templated transcription. NCBI's taxonomy places the organism in Eukaryota, Fungi, Ascomycota, Sordariomycetes, Hypocreales, Cordycipitaceae. Gene Ontology annotation, cellular component: Rpd3L-Expanded complex; Rpd3L complex; nucleus. The record is from RefSeq and is a predicted model, not a curated record.
AUGCCCAGAGACGACUUGUCCAUCGAUUUCGUCAAGAGGAUGCCUCAAGCUGAGCCCCUCGACCCGAGCUUAAUACUCGAUGAUUGGAUCAACCGCGUUCAGAAUUUCCCCGAGGAGAUUCGCUUUAUGCAGGAUGAGAUCGCAGAGAAGGACCGACAUUAUAACGAAUGCAUCCGGAUGAUCGAAGACCGCGACGCUAAGAUUCAGAAAUGGAUCAAAACCAAUGGCAGUCAUGAACCGAACCCCAGAGAAGACUUAUUGCGCUCCCAAAUCCGAGAGAAUUACGCCAAAGCCGACCGUCUUGCUCAGGAGAAGAUUGAUCUGGCACGAAAGCUGCAAGUGACCAUGGACAAGCAUCUACGCAGUCUCGACAUACAAAUAAAACUGUUGUAUGACCGGGCUGAGCCCGGAUUCAACGACCCCGAUGAGGUUCCGUCAUUGCUACGUCCCAGCGCUGCCAACAUUGCCGCGCCGUCGAUUCGGACAAGCAAUCCCUCGAGUAUGACGGUAGGCCCGACUCUCGCUCCCAUCAGCACUGGAUCCAAUCCUGCAUUGGCUCGACUACCCACACAUCCGCAUAUACGUCAAGCGCAAACACCACAACAGCAGCAGCCACCAAAUCAGCCACAUGCUGCUUCAGCACCGGCAACUCCUGCUGCGAGCAUUAUUAUUAAUAGACAUAGGGAGGGCUCUGCAGGACCGGCCACGAAGCGAGGACCUAGGGUAGCCCCCGGAGCAGGCACCGCCCCAACCACGUCGAGCGGGCUUGCACGACACUCAUCUCUAGGCCCAGGAACCACGAAGAACAACCCCGCGACUGGUCCUAAUGGGGCCGUCCGAGCUGGCAGUGCUGGCCCAAGGGCCACAACAACCAAGUUAGGAAACGGGCCAGGCAGUCGACGAGGCACACCCACUGCGCCGAACCGCAAGAAACCCCCACAUAAGUCCAAGCUAUCCCGCGUCAAGAAAGCCUCUGCUAGAACCUCGCCAGCCUCGACAGCAGAAAGUGACUUGUCAGAGGCCGAGAGUGGCAGCGGCGACGAUGCUGCCCGGCGCUCUGGGUCUGCCGCUGAUAGCAAAGAUGCUGAUGGCGAUGAAGUCAUUUGUGACGUUGAUGAUGAUGACGAGGAAGAAGAGGAAGAAGGCGGCGAUGAUAAGAAAUACUGCUUAUGCCACCAUGUUAGCUACGGCGACAUGGUUGCGUGCGACAAUGACAACUGUCCUUACGAGUGGUUCCAUUGGUCCUGCGUUGGACUAAAAAGCGAACCAAAUGGCACUUGGUACUGUCCAGUGUGCUCGGAGAAGUUGCAGAAGAAAGCCAAGUAA